UAGGGAAGGGAAGGAGGAAGAAGAAGCGACUGAAAGGCGAUAUGGACAAUAUGAAAGGUUAUGGCGAUGACAUGUAUGGUGGCGGUGACUUCAACGAAGAACGUGCGCAGAACCUAUGCAGCAUUUGCAAGAAACCUGGUCAUAACGCUAGAUUUCAUAGGAGGGGUAGACAAGAGGUUGUUUAUUAAUCUUUGUGCUUAUCAAAAUUCUUAGUAAUCAUGCAUUUAUGUUAAUUGUCUUCAAAUGUACUUGCUUUGUCUUAUUACUAAUGUUAAUAAUUGUACUAAUGUUGUUUAUUUCAUUUUUGAAACAGGCGGGCUACGAUGGCGGCGCGAGCACCUCAUCCCCGCUUUAGCCUCAUUGAGGCGGACUACGACAAGGACCACCGGGCCAAGGCCUUGUCGGAGCAGCAGAGGCCGUUGUGUGUGCUUCGUGGUCGCACGCACCACGUACACAGCUGGAACGAGCGAUACGCGCCGUACAUUCGUCGUGCAGGCUUUCUUGAGAUCGUCCGGGUCUACAACAGUGGACUUCCCACUCUAGACCCUGCAGUUCUUACUGCUUUUGUUGACAGGUGGAGACCAGAGACGCACACCUUCCACACACCUUGUGGAGAAAUGACUAUCACAUUGCAGGAUGUGAAGUUGAUAUUGUGUUUGAGUUUGGAGAAACCACGAUCCUACAAAAAGAACACAUUAGAACACACAUAUACGAACUGAA
Messenger RNA from Sorghum bicolor (sorghum), 720 nucleotides. Its product is annotated as protein MAINTENANCE OF MERISTEMS-like. The record is from RefSeq and is a predicted model, not a curated record. The coding region runs from base 324 to 719 and encodes 131 amino acids. The transcript has 2 exons. Gene Ontology annotation, biological process: meristem development; meristem maintenance. Lineage: Eukaryota; Viridiplantae; Streptophyta; Magnoliopsida; Poales; Poaceae.